Messenger RNA from Penicillium daleae, 1044 nucleotides. RefSeq names its product TBP-associated factor 8 family protein. Gene Ontology annotation, biological process: transcription initiation at RNA polymerase II promoter. NCBI's taxonomy places the organism in Eukaryota, Fungi, Ascomycota, Eurotiomycetes, Eurotiales, Aspergillaceae. The record is from RefSeq and is a predicted model, not a curated record. Gene Ontology annotation, molecular function: protein heterodimerization activity. Bases 1 to 1044 code for a protein of 347 amino acids. Gene Ontology annotation, cellular component: transcription factor TFIID complex. The transcript has 2 exons.
AUGGCGACGUCGGGCCAAGUCAAGCGCUCUUCUUCUCACUUAGAAGCAGCUGACAACAAGCGAACUAAGCACCAUUAUCAUCACCACCACCGCCUCGUCGAACCGGUGACUCUGCCGCUGGCCUGCGAGCCCGCCUUGCAAGAUGACGACAGCAUCGAGCACAUGAUGAACCGGUCGAUAGGGCAUUUCCUUCGAGAUGCGGGAUUUGAUUUGGCGGAUCCAGCUGCUUUGUCCAGCUUCCGUAGCGCCGCGGAAGAAUACCUGCUACACAUUUCCAAAUUCGUUCGCCAGUCCAUGCUGUCCUCACGACGUCUCCAACCAAUCCCACCAGACUUUGAAUACGCGUUGAAUCACCAUCGCAUCACACCCGAUGAUCUCCGUCCCUAUCUCAAGGCGCCUCCAAAGGUCGCGCCAAUCCCCACCCUCCUUCCAUCUCCACCACCUGAGGAUGAAGUAAAACGAAAGCUGCCAUUCUUGAACGCGCUGCGGGGCGAAGAGAGCGAGACGAACAGGUCCUACGUGCCCAAGCACUUCCCCGAUUUUCCCAGCAAACAUACCUACUCUUCCACCGCCGUGUUCACCGAGCGCGACAAUGACCCGCGCAAAAUUCGCGAGCGUGCUGCCGAAGACGGACGACAUGGUGAAGAGGCAUUGCGAAAGUUGGCUAGCGCUGCGUACCGCGAUAGUCCGACCGGCGCGGUCGGGCGGGAUAAGAAGCUCUGGGGCAGGCGGAUGGAGAGUAUGGAGACUAUGUUUGAGAAGACGGUGAAGGGACUGGCCAAGAAGGUACAGAAAGAACCCCUUGCUGCUACAAGUGUGAAUGCUGCUCCCGCGCCGGCCAUGGAGAUUGAUUUCGGCCCGACUUUGGAUGGAGACGUGAAGAUCCGGGCCAAGGCAUCGUCGAACAUGGAGAUGGGGCCCAUUGUCAAUUGCGAGCGAGACUAUUGGCGGCGAACAACGGCAGCCAGCAGACGAGGCGUGGAGGACAAGACGCUGAAGCUGACAAGCGCUGUCGAAGCGGUGGAUGGCCUCCUGGGCACAUGA